Molecule: messenger RNA, 525 nt
Organism: Colletotrichum fioriniae
Lineage: Eukaryota; Fungi; Ascomycota; Sordariomycetes; Glomerellales; Glomerellaceae
Source: RefSeq, a predicted model, not a curated record
AUGAUCAUUGGCAAUUAUUUUUUCUUCGGCGCCGAAGUCAAUGCAAAGUGGAUGGAUAUGGAUGGCCGCACCGCUCUGAUGCAUGCCUUUUGUCUGUCAACCGAGACGACAAGACGCCCAGACUUCUUUGCGGAUUGGGCCGCGCUGCUGGCUCUUCACGGGGCCCGCGUCGACGAGGACCGCGGCUUGGGACACACGCUUCUCAUAGAGGCUUGCUACAUGGGCCUGUUCGACCAGGCCCGUGUCCUCCUCUCGGUCGGGGCAUCGCCAGUCACAGCCUUCCUUCGCGCCGGCUGGCCGGUAAUGGCCAAACGGGCUCUCUCUCAGGGCGGCUUCUACCACAUCAGGUGCAACGGCAACGGUAUCCCGGUCAAGGACUUCACGCCCCUUGAGAUCGCGUGUCUGCCGAGUAUGCACGCCUUUUCAUAUGGGUUGUUGCGCUAUGAUACAACGAGAGUCGACGCCCAGACAGAAGCCAGAAGCCAGGCCUGGCGCGCGUCGAGAUUGGCGUUCCUCCGACUCUGA